Molecule: messenger RNA, 1741 nt
Organism: Drosophila serrata
Lineage: Eukaryota; Metazoa; Arthropoda; Insecta; Diptera; Drosophilidae
Product: putative cytochrome P450 4ac1
Molecular function (GO): monooxygenase activity; oxidoreductase activity, acting on paired donors, with incorporation or reduction of molecular oxygen; heme binding
Source: RefSeq, a predicted model, not a curated record
AGUGGGCUGUGAAAUCCGCUCUAGAACGGUCUAGAUCCGGAGGAGGAAAAAAUUAUACAAAAAUCGUGCAAAAAUGUGGAUCGCCUUGCUGGGGACACCCUUUCUAUUGGUGGCUCUUUGGUUUCUCUUAAAGAAAAUUAAUGAAAACUACUUUAUUCUUUCAUUAACACAUCGAGUGCGAACAGAAGAUGGCAGUCCUUUGGAGAGCAAAGUAGUGGUAAUGCCAGGAAAAACAAGAUUUGGCAAUAAUUUGGAUAUUCUCAACUUUACGCCGGCCAGUGUGUUUAAUUUUGUGCGCGAGUCCACGGCCAAGGCCAAGGGUGCGAACUAUCUGUGGUACUUCCUCUUUGCACCCAUGUACAAUGUGGUUCGCGCCGAGGAGGCUGAGGAGAUAUUCCAGAGCACAAAGCUGAUAACAAAGAAUGUGGUUUACGAACUGAUAAGACCAUUUUUGGGGGACGGUUUGUUGAUUAGCACGGAUCAAAAGUGGCACUCCAGAAGAAAGGCUUUGACCCCUGCAUUUCAUUUUAAUGUUCUACAGUCGUUCUUGGCUAUCUUCAAGGAAGAGUGCAACAAGUUAAUCAAAGUGCUAGAGCAAACAGUGGAUGGCGAGCUGGAUCUCAGUCAAGUCAUUCCUCAGUUUACCUUGAAUAAUAUCUGCGAAACCGCUUUGGGCGUCAAGUUAGAUGACAUGUCGGAGGGUAAUGAGUACAGAAAAGCCAUUCAUUCCCUAGAAGAGGUUCUAAUACAGAGAGUGUGCAAUCCCCUCAUGUAUUACAACUGGUACUUUUUCCUCUACGGCGAUUAUCGAAAGCAUGCUAAAAUGCUGCAGAUAGUUCAUGAUUCUAGCAAGAUUAUCCAAAAGAAACGAGAGCAAUUCAAGCAGAAGCAACGCGGUGAAGUGGAUGAGUUUGGUAAGAAGCAGCGGUAUGCCAUGUUGGACACUCUAUUAGCCGCUGAGGCAGAGGGUCAAAUAGAUCACCAAGGUAUCUGCGAUGAGGUCAACACCUUUAUGUUCGAAGGAUACGACACCACAUCCACUUGUCUCAUUUUUACACUCCUGCUUCUGGCCCUGCACGAGGACGUACAACAGCGUUGCUACGAGGAACUGGAGAAUCUUCCAGAGAAUAGUGAUGAGAUCUCGGUGUUCCAAUUCAACGAACUCGUCUAUUUGGAGUGUGUGAUCAAGGAAUCCCUGAGAAUGUACCCCUCGGUUCCCUUUAUUGGACGCCAGUGUGUGGAGGAGUGUGUUGUAAAUGGCAUGGUGAUGCCCAAGGAUACCCAGAUCAGCAUUCACAUCUAUGAUGUUAUGAGAGAUCCUCGCCAUUUUCCAAAACCAAAUGAAUUCAAACCGGAACGUUUUCUGCCGGAGAACACAGUGAAUCGGCAUCCUUUCUCAUUUGUGCCCUUCAGUGCUGGUCAAAGGAAUUGCAUUGGACAAAAGUUUGCCAUUCUGGAGAUGAAGGUGCUACUGGCAGCUGUUAUUAGGAACUUCAAGUUAAUGCCUUUAACACAAAUCGAAGAUUUAACUUUUGAGAAUGGCAUUGUACUUAGAACACAGGAAAAUAUAAAGGUGAAACUGGUAAAGAGAUUCAAGGAGUGAUACUUGUUAAUAAGUUAAAAUUAAAUGAUUGCCAAAGAAAAAAAAUGUGUAAGCCAAUGAAUUAAAGUUAUACCAUGGAUAGAUACUGUUUUUUUAAUAUUAUAAAAAUAACCAAGUUUUGUUAUGACUCAAACGAAA